Messenger RNA from Cyphellophora attinorum, 1800 nucleotides. Its product is annotated as Cellulose synthase catalytic subunit A [UDP-forming]. Lineage: Eukaryota; Fungi; Ascomycota; Eurotiomycetes; Chaetothyriales; Cyphellophoraceae. The transcript is spliced from 4 exons. The coding region runs from base 1 to 1800 and encodes 599 amino acids. The record is from RefSeq and is a predicted model, not a curated record.
AUGAACAGCGAGCUCCCUAACGGGCUCGUCAUCACAGACUCGAGCAAGGUCACGGUUACAGCUGAACCCAAGCAUGGCUACGACAUCGAGACCUUCGCUCAGCCAUCCGGUUCCUUCUUCAGCAAGUUCGGUCGACUCGUGGCUGCCACACAGCUUGCCAGUCUUGUUCGAUACCUAUACCUCCUGAAGAAGGCCGCGGAAGGAGGUUCACUUGCUGCGAAAUUGCUGCUGGUCCAGCAACUCAUCGAACAUGUGACGACCGUUGCAGACCUCACUGUCUCUAUCACAGGCCAAGCUCUCUGCAAACAACCUUCAAGACCAAAACGCCGCAUUCAUGGUGACAAUGUCCCAGGCGUCGACGUCAUUAUCACGGUGUGCAAAGAAGAUGUCGACAUUAUCAUGGACACUGCUGCUGUCGAGGGAUUCGCAAAGUCAUACCCGCAUGUCCAUUACUACAGCCGACCAAAGGUUCCCGGCAGACAUCACGGAUUCAAAGCUGGCAAUAUGAACCAGGCUAUACGAUAUCUGGCAGACAAUGCCUUCGAGGGUCCAAAGCACGAUUGGGUCGCUUGUCUCGACGCUGACAUGAUCCCGGACGAUAAGUGGCUUCGCGCUCUCGUUCCUCACGUCCUGCUUGACUCAGAUAUCGGAAUGAUCGCAACUCCACAGGACUUCUAUAACAUUCCGGUCAACGAUCCUCUACAUGACAACCUACAUCUUCAGCACGAGGCCGAACAAAAUUUGCGCGACAGAUUGGGAGCUGCUUGGUGUGUCGGCAGCGGCUUCCUGUUCUACCGUCCUGCUUGGGAGAAGAUCGGCGGGUUUUCGGAGACCUCGAUGUGCGACGACGUCCUCUUCGGCUGGACACUCAAUGGGCACGGCUACAAGACUGCGGCUAUCAGUGAGCGUCUCCAGCAGGGUAUGCAGCCGAGCAGCUUCAUCGAGCACAUGAAGCAACGCCGUCGCUGGUUCAUCGGAGGCAUCCAAAAUGCUCGCCAGAUCAAGUUUGGUUUCGAUCGCAGCAUCUAUGGAGACAGCUCUGCUUGGCAGAAACUCGCAGCCCUCAACCAGAUUCCCAAGCCCUUCCUCGGCACCAUCGGCAAGCUGCUCUCAUGGGUGCUGGUCUUUGGGUGCAUCUGCAUGAACACAAACCUGGUCGUUGCCGAGCCUAGCGAUCUUGCAAGCAUCCUCAAAUGGUAUGCUGCGUACACCAUCGCCACACGUGUCUCCGAAUACGUGCUGGCUAGUAGCGGCUUUGGUAUCCAGAACAUCCGUCGUCGGCAGAUCGUCAGCACUUGGCAAGGCGUACAUCUGUCCAAGGCCAGUCUGCAGGAGGUCGUGCCCGCUUGGCUUGGAGGCGUUGCACUGAAGUUUGCUGUCACUGGUCAGAAGGCCGAUGUGGCAGUCAGUCUCGAAGAACGCGAUUUGGCUCAACGUCCUGGUCUACUUGAGCGUGUCCGCCGACUCCACCAGGUCGAGUCGGUCCUGGUUCACCUCCACAUCUUCUUCUUCAUCGUCAGCGCUAUCAUUGCCUGCGCCGUCUCCCUGCACUUCAAGACCGAUGGAAACGGCAACGCCCUCCUACACGCUCUUAUCGUCUCGAGUCUCUUCCCUGGCCUCAAAAUCGAGAAUCUGGCUCACUUCCUCAGCCCGAUCUGGUACAUCAUGUUCCCUCCAGUCGAGCGCGAGCGCACAACCUAUCUCACCGAAGUCCCAAACACUGGCUUCCGCCGCCCUCUGCUCUGGGAAUGCGGUGCCCGGUUCACUCGUGGUAUGUACGUCUGGGAGCUUGGCAGCUAG